UCGUGAAGAUAUCGCUUUUGAAACUACUCUUCCCGGGAAACUCUCCGGGCUAUCUGUCGAAAACCCAAACGAACCAAACAAAAACCCUCCUCCUAUUCCAACUCCCACUCCUUUUCUUUUUCCCUCUUUAUUCUUUUUCGCACGGUUCACGUUUCUCCAAGCGCUCACCACUCCAUAAUUCCUCUCUUUCCCUUCACUGUUCUAUCUUCUUUUCUGGUUCCCAGAAAUGGCGGCGGCUCUGCGCGUAUCCUGCUCCCCCGUCGCCGCCCGCGGCUCCGCGAAGCCCUCGCCGCUGGAUCCGGCCAUAUGUCAGCCCACGGCCGUCGGAUUGUCCUGCUGGAAGAGGCGGGCCUGUGGGCCCCUGUUCGCGAGGAGGCGGUGCGUGGCGGAGCGCAGCAAAGAGGACCCGCCGGUCCCCGUCCUCGCAGAAACAGAGGACGAGAAGACGCAGCCUGAUGGUGAUGCAGAAGUCUCAGUUUCUAGCGCUGCUGUUAUUGAUAAUAGAGAGGAAGAGGAAGAAGCUGAAGGCACUGAAGAAGAGGAGCAACCACAAACUAGAUUAACAUAUAAUAUUGUUUUUGUCACCGCUGAGGCUGCACCCUACUCAAAGACGGGAGGACUAGGAGAUGUCUGUGGUUCCUUACCUAUUGCUCUUGCAACUCGUGGUCAUCGUGUGAUGGUCGUGUCUCCAAGAUAUUUAAAUGGAGAUUCGGAUAAAAAUUUUGCUAAUGCAGUUGAUGUUGGAAGGCGCAUUAAAAUUCCAUGCUUCGGUGGAGAGCAGGAAGUUACAUUUUUUCAUGAAUAUAGGGCUGGCGUUGAUUGGGUGUUUGUCGAUCAUUUUUGUUAUCAUAGAGAUGGAAACCCGUAUGGUGACAGAUAUGGAGCUUUUGGUGACAAUCAGUUUAGGUUUACAUUGCUCUGCUAUGCAGCAUGUGAGGCUCCGUUAGUACUUCCAUUGGGAGGUUACAUAUAUGGCCAGAAUUGCUUGUUCCUUGUCAAUGAUUGGCAUGCAAGCCUUGUUCCAGUCCUUCUAGGGGCAAAAUACCGUCCAUAUGGUGUUUAUAAAGAUGCACGGAGCAUUCUUGUCAUACAUAACUUGGCACAUCAGGGGGUGGAAGCAGCAACCACAUAUCAGAACUUGGGAUUGCCAUCUGAAUGGUAUGGAGCUCUAGAGUGGGUGUUUCCCCCAUGGGCAAGGACACAUGCACUUGACAAGGGUGAGGCUGUCAAUAUUCUGAAGGGUGCAAUUGUGACAGCUGAUCGUAUAGUGACAGUUAGUCAGGGUUACUCUUGGGAGAUAACAACUGUUGAAGGCGGGCAUGGUCUCAAUGAGCUUCUUAGUAGUCGAAAGAGUGUACUGAAUGGAAUCACAAAUGGUAUUGAUGUUGAUGACUGGGACCCUGCUUCAGACAAAUUUAUCCCAUUUCAUUAUUCAAUCGAUGAUCUCUCUGGAAAGGCUCAAUGCAAAGCAGCAUUACAGAAGGAAUUAGGACUGGCCAUUAGGCCUGACUGCCCGCUGAUUGGAUUCAUUGGAAGAUUGGACUACCAAAAGGGCACUGAUCUAAUUAAGUUAGCUCUGCCUGAGCUUUUGCAAGAUGACAUCCAGUUCAUUAUGCUUGGAUCAGGGGACCCAGAUACCGAAGAUUGGAUGAGAUCUGCAGAGUCUACCUACAGAGAAAAGUUCCGUGGAUGGGUUGGAUUUAAUGUCUCUAUUUCCCACCGGAUAACUGCAGGGUGCGACAUUUUAUUGAUGCCCUCCAGAUUCGAGCCUUGUGGUCUAAAUCAGUUGUAUGCAAUGAGAUAUGGAACUGUACCGGUCGUCCAUUGCACCGGUGGCCUCCGAGAUACAGUGGAGGAUUUCCACCCCUUUGCUGAAGAAGGUAGUGGUCAGGGGUCGGGGUGGACUUUUUCACCAUUAUCAAAAGACAGCAUGUUGGGGGCACUUACGAUGGCAAUUGAGACAUUUCGAGAGCACAAGUCUUCAUGGGAGGGGCUGAUGAAGCGUGGAAUGUCGAGAGACUUCACAUGGGACAGUGCUGCUGCCCAGUAUGAGCAGAUCUUUGAAUGGGUUUUUGUAGAUCCUCCUUAUGUUGGAUAAGCAAACUCUGUUUCUUCCUGCUGUCCAUACUGGUUAUAUUCGGUGGCUCCUCGUCAACCAACUUGUUUUAUUCAUUUAGUAUUUUUUAAUAUUUUCUAAUUCAAUAGUCGUGACCAGAAGGUGGUAUUAGAAGUUAGGAAGGUUUUUUCUUAGAAUGGGUCAUUGUUCCUUAUUCUCAGUUUGUGAUCCUUGGAAGAAUAAGUUUGCACUGGUAAUUUAUUUUUCUGUUGGUUUAAGCGAUGGUCAUCUUCA
Messenger RNA from Phoenix dactylifera (date palm), 2350 nucleotides. RefSeq names its product glycogen/starch synthase, ADP-glucose type (gene SS1). Lineage: Eukaryota; Viridiplantae; Streptophyta; Magnoliopsida; Arecales; Arecaceae. Gene Ontology annotation, molecular function: alpha-1,4-glucan glucosyltransferase (UDP-glucose donor) activity. Gene Ontology annotation, cellular component: chloroplast. The record is from RefSeq and is a predicted model, not a curated record.